AUGAAGUAUGGGGAAGAAGAGCGCAAAGAAUUUGCUGAAUUCCAGCGGAGGAGAUCAACUCUCGUUGAGGCUUUCAUGAAAGAAGUCGUUCCCAACUUCAAUCCGACACCAGGAGCAAAAAGAGCAAUCUAUAUGGACACAGUGGUACUCCCAAAGAAACAAAAAGUAGACAACAAAGGCGACAAUGACCAGAGAAUUCCAGCUCCUGGUCCAGUACCAAGUCCUAAACCUGUGGAACAACCCCAGCCUCAGUCUAAGCCAACCACAUCCGCUACUUCUAACCCAAAGGAAAAGAAAACUUACAAGUCCAAGUCAGUCGUGUCUUCGGUAUCAUCAUCAUCCUCCUCAUCAUCAUCUUCAACUUCAAAUUCGGACUCGUCCUCAUCUACAAAGAAAUCAGAAAAUCCCAUCAAAGAUGUCCUUUCUAUCAAUGCCCCAGAAGAAGAAAGUUAUGAAGUUCAGGAAUCUAAUGAAAUACCUACAUAUUCACCGACUAACCAGAUGGAAGCUGACGACUAA
This is a messenger RNA of Saccostrea cuccullata (small rock oyster), 519 nucleotides long. RefSeq lists its product as uncharacterized. The transcript has a single exon. NCBI's taxonomy places the organism in Eukaryota, Metazoa, Mollusca, Bivalvia, Ostreida, Ostreidae. The record is from RefSeq and is a predicted model, not a curated record. Bases 1 to 519 code for a protein of 172 amino acids.